UCUCAACGCGCCUCAGCUAUCGAAACCGCUAAGCUAUCGAUAGCGAUUGCGUUAAUCGUACGGAAAUCGGAAAAACGUGUGCAAAAGCAAUAGCAAGCAACUAUGUCUGGACGCGAGGGCGGUAAGAAGAAGCCACUGAAGGCGCCUAAGAAGGACGCCAAGGACAUGGACGAGGACGACAUGGCUUUCAAGCAGAAGCAGAAGGAGCAGCAGAAGGCACUGGACGCGGCCAAGGCGAAUGCAUCCAAAAAGGGACCCCUGGUCGGUGGCGGGAUCAAAAAGUCGGGCAAGAAGUGAUGCCAUAGCGCCGCUGCCACGCCCACAAUCUACUCCAACCCCCUUACGUCCCGAACCCACUGGAUGCAGCAUUUUAGCCGAAUCACAGCCAUGUGGACCAAAAUUGAUCGUCUAACCAGUUGGAAAUCACAUCUUCUUUUUUAUACUUACGCUUACCAUUAAAUAGAGCAUUGUACGUCAGGAAA
This is a messenger RNA of Drosophila elegans, 482 nucleotides long. Its product is annotated as translation machinery-associated protein 7 homolog. The coding region runs from base 103 to 297 and encodes 64 amino acids. The transcript has 2 exons. Lineage: Eukaryota; Metazoa; Arthropoda; Insecta; Diptera; Drosophilidae. The record is from RefSeq and is a predicted model, not a curated record.